CUUCCCUCCCCUGCCUCCCGCCUUGCUCCCUGCUUGCUCCCCCGUCGAGUGCACCCCUGCAUCCUUCCCCUAUUCGCCACCACCAGCAUCAUGAUGCGCAUCGCCGUCGUCUUCGCUCUCCUCGCCUUGACAGCGGCAGUGGCCGAUCCCUAUCACCAUGACAGUCACUACACGUGUCCCAAGGGCUGGACCCUCAAGGGGGAUGGCAAGGACGCCGUCUGCUACAAGAAGACCACCACCCACGCCAAGGUGGGACACUCACGCACACGCGACAGGCGCAUGCACCCCUGGGGUGGCUUCGCGAGGGAAGGGGGGUAGAUCUGGGCAGAGAUCAUCAUCAGGGGGAGGCACGUGCAGUCAGGGAAGGCCAGUGGACGGCCUGGGAUGCACGCAUGUGGCCGGAUCUGUGUCCGUGUCUCGCUCAUGUGUGUCUGGUGGGGUGUGUGUGUGUGUGUCUGUCUCCUCCCUCACCCACCCUGCAGGAGGAGUGCCCCAAGGGCACCAAGCCGGAGGGCGGCUACCACAGGAGGAGGGGUGGUGUGGUCGCGGGUCUCCUCGGCAUCCUCUUCGGCGGCAGUAGCAAGGGCAAGUACGUCGAACUGACCUGGUGAGUGAGAGUGCGUGUGUGAGUGAAGGGCAUGGCAUGCACCCAUGCAUCAAGGCGACACCGGCAACCAAUUGGAUGGAUGUUCACAUGUCCGCUGCUCUCUCUUCCCCCCCUCCCUCCCUCCCUCCCUGCUUGCCUACAACAGCUACCGAUACGAGGAGCAUCCCGCUGAGAAGAGCAUGCACUGCCCCAAGGUGAGCGAGUACACACAAGCGGACAGGCACACUGGCGGAGAGGGGAAUGGUCUGUCUGUGUGGGGUACGGUACAGGUUUACGAGCAGUACGACCACGAGUGCAAGAAGACCUCCUAUGCCGAUCUCGACUCUUACUGCGAGAAGGGCUACGACAUGACCAAGGGCGGCUGCUACACCUACGAGUACAACGAGGAGGAGGUGGCCCACGAAGUCUACUGCCCAAAGGUGGGUGGACGGACGACUGAGUGGAUGACACAUUCGCCGCAAUGUGUGCGCGUGUGCUGCAGGGCUACACUGCCAGCUCCAAGGACGGCAAGUGCGAGAAGUGCUGGACGGACAAGAAGGAGACCCACUGCGACUACAAGAAGAUGAUGACCAAGUGCCCCAAGGUGAGUCGAGCGACCAGAGCGCAGCACAGACUACACCCACCUCACACACACACCCCACACCCAUUGCUGCACAUCGCACUCGUUUUCUCUCUCACACAGGGCUACGACGAGAGACACUACGGCAAGGAGUACAAGUGCGUCAAGUACACGGAGGAGAAGCAUGAGGGCCAGAUGUACUUCAAGUGCCCGAAGGGGUAUGAGCAGUAUGAUGACGUAAGUAUGAGGAGCGGGGGGGGGCAAGGCCAGCGGAAUGGAGAAUGGAAUGGAGGGCUCGGUUGUGCUGUGUGUGCCUCAGAAAUGCAUCACCUACCACACGACUGACCCUGAGUACGAGUGGCACUGCCCCAAGGGGUACAAGCUGUCUCGCGGCAAGUACUCCUACCGUGGCAAGAAGGGCCACCAUGAAUAUGUCUGCAAGGCCAAGAAGGAAGUCCACCCCGACUACCAUUGCCCCAAGGUGGUGAUGAAGAACAGACAGACGAUGGCCGUCACAUUCGCCUCGAUCAUCGACCGCUUGUGUGUGUGCAGGGGUAUGAGCUGCACAAGCACGAGUGCGUCGGCUACAAGGAGAUGCCCGCCAGGAAGCAACACAAGAAGGGCUACGGCUAUUAGAAGCAUGGCGCCACACAUAGCCGUCACUUGCGUGCGUGAUGUAUGAUCGCACCCACCCACACUCCCAUCGCACCGCUGACAUACACACUCACUCACACAAGGACUGUUCUCGGCUAUCGCACCAUUCGUCCACAUCUAUCGCACCACACACCCCCACCCCCUCACUCCGACACACACGCCUUCGUACGUACUUGGACAGGGCUUUCUGUCUGACUGAUUAGGUUAGUAAGGGUCUGGCUGUCUGGCUGUCUGUUUGUCUGUCUGCCUGGCUGUCACUCGGUCUGGUGUUUGGGUGCGUUUUAAGCUUUAUGUGGCUAGUUAGUACGCGGACGGGAGGGCGGGGGGAGGCAUAGUUCAUGUCAGUGUCUGCUCGUAGCGCAUGGGUGGCUUGGCUCUCAUCCGGCGGGGCCCCCAGCUAGCAAUGGCGACCAAUUAGGACACCCGUGUUUUUCUGUGACACACACACACUCGCGCAAUGACGUGCAUCGCCAUUUGCUCAAGGCGCACACAAAGAAGGAGACGGCAUUUCGGUGGUUUUCGGUUACUAUGUAGCAAGCAG
Vitrella brassicaformis is the source of this 2361-nucleotide messenger RNA. The record is from the annotation of a GenBank genome assembly. Lineage: Eukaryota; Vitrellaceae.